Molecule: messenger RNA, 2181 nt
Organism: Diachasmimorpha longicaudata
Lineage: Eukaryota; Metazoa; Arthropoda; Insecta; Hymenoptera; Braconidae
Exons: 9
Coding region: 254-1633 (459 amino acids)
Source: RefSeq, a predicted model, not a curated record
GCACGUAUGCGGGUGACUUUGCAGUAUCGAUUUAACUCUGUGACUGCGCAGACCUGCAACAUUGUCACGUGCUAGCUGUCAUUGCGCGGUCUUUGAGGAAAGCAGUAGACAGGAUUUGCAGGAAAAAAAAAAUAAAAUUGAUGUGGUAACCGAUGAUUAUUCAUUUUUCCGAGUGAUCGUUUGUAUUGAUUGAGUGGACUGUUUUGAUGACAGAAGGGGUGUUCAUUCGUUGCAAUACGGAAAACAUCAGAACAUGGUUGACGUAACCACUCCCUUGCCAUCCACAAACGGCGGUUCAUUGAUGGGAAAGACCCGAGGUGCCCUAAAAUCGAUGCGUACAGCACUCGGAGGUGGUGGUGAGUACCUUCAGGGCCUGGGAAACCGAAUCGGUUCGGCCAUCAGCAGCAGCUUCGAGGAGAGCGACAUCACGACCCCAUCCUCACCACCCUCCCCCGCGGGAAAUGACUUAGGAAAGGAUCAGGUCGAUGGUGUUGCCAGAAGGAAGCUUCGCCUGCCUCGUUUCAGUGGAUAUUCCUACGAAGACUACGAGGUAAUGGCUAGGCACAAGCUUCAGCGCCAAAUGUGCCCCGAAUACUCCCGAAACAAUCGUAAAUUCCCACCAGGAAUGACGUACGAAGAAAUUGCGUCUUCCAGAGCUCCAAUUGUUCAUAAACCUGACGUGAAGACUGACGAGGAGAUCAGCCCUGAUAGGUCUAGUGUGGAGAGCAUUGAACCUCUUCAGGAAAAAGAUAUCAAGGCCACUGGUCCCGAUCCCUUCGAAAAACUUAACUACAAAACCGAUAUUCCGUGUAGUAGUGGAUCGGCUAGUGAUCUGGAUGGAUAUGGGCCUAGUACGAGUUUAGAUUCGAAUAUGGAUGGUCGUAGGAUGUGGGAGAGAUCAGGCUCCUCUGGAUCAGUUCAAUCAUGGGCAUCGAGUUUGUCGGCUGACAGUCAAUCAGAAGAGGCGGCCGCAGAUUUUAUGAAAACCUUUGUGCCCCUUCUUUUUGACGCACCUGAUACAAUCGAUCAGGAGCAAAAAGCAAACUUUGGCCAGAUGGUUCUCACGGAGUCCGGUAGAAUUUGGUUUGCAAGAGUGGUGAAUGCAAGACGAGCACGUGCCUGUGUCACCGAGGCAUCCUUUUACUCUUUGGCUCAGCACUUUGCACUGGCACUCUUCGAGUGCCAUGAAGCUGAUGACUUUGCACCAGCAAAGAGCCUCAUGAAUAUGUGUUUCACAUUUUAUCAUAAAGUGGAGGUUCCAGGUCUGGAACCGUACAGGGAGUAUCUCUACACUCAUCUCAGGGUACAACCGAUCUGGUCCUCCAUGAGGUUUUGGACAGCUGCAUUUUUCGAUGCUGUCCAAUGUGAGAGGGCCAUGAGGCCAGUCCCAUCGAGAUCCAAAACUCUGGAUCAAGAAGCCUUAGCUGCUGAGGAUCGCAAGUUCCAGGCGAAUAUUGUCUUUGGACAACUUGGCACCUUCACGUGUAACAUGCAUGCCUUUGGCCUGGCAAGAAGUCUCUGCUUGGAAUUCCUUCGCAAACAAUGUGUAAUAGCUAAUUUAACCCCAGAUCAAGAAAAAAUGCUGCGCGACAAUAUAAUGCAUAUGUUCGAUGAAUCAGAGCCCUGGAGAUAGUGAGUUACAAACAGACGAGUGAAUUAUCAAAAUACAAUAAAUGAUCAUCAAGAUGAUUAUGAGACUCCGAAAAUCGCCUUCCAAAACGGUAACGGAUCAGACUGAUUGCCAGUGAUGGUAGAAUUAACGAUAAUAAUGUCGAGUGGAGUGUUUCAUCAAUUAACUAGCCCGAGAAUUAGCGAUCUGCUGCGAAUUUAGUUGAAACUGCGUUGUGAGAGCUUCAAUUAUUUCCAGAAAACGAGAGGGGAAAUUUCUAUUGAAUAAUAUCCAAUGAUUAUAAUUCACAAUAAGAUAUUGUGCAGCAGAAAUUAUUUUUCAUUGUUAUUUAUAACAAUUACCUUCAAUUGAUUAAUCUUCCGUUAAAUUUUCUGCCUAAUGGAGACUAUUAUAAAGAGUAUUAUCGACGGUUAUUUUGGCAGUUAUGAAAAUAAGUCGUAAUGGCUCGUUUAUUAUGGCUAUUCAAGAAAAUGAAUUUCGUCCGAUCAUAUCACUACAGCUGCUAUGCAAAAUGUAAAAUUGACAAUAAUAAAUAUCUAUUUAAGAGAGUA